Neocloeon triangulifer is the source of this 2196-nucleotide messenger RNA. Its product is annotated as eukaryotic translation initiation factor 2-alpha kinase 1-like. Gene Ontology annotation, biological process: protein phosphorylation. Gene Ontology annotation, molecular function: protein kinase activity; ATP binding. The transcript has 11 exons. The coding region runs from base 77 to 1816 and encodes 579 amino acids. NCBI's taxonomy places the organism in Eukaryota, Metazoa, Arthropoda, Insecta, Ephemeroptera, Baetidae. The record is from RefSeq and is a predicted model, not a curated record.
GUAAGCUUGGCUAUUUUUUAUCUUCGUUCGCAUUCCACCUGUUUUCUCAUUUCACUUGUUGAUCAACGCUGUUUCCAUGUGCACCUCGCGUGGUUGCAAUCAGUGGAAAAAUUUGCGUAAAAAUCAGGUUAAUUCAGGUGGAAUUUUACCGCGGAAGGUAAAUUGUCAAUCACCAAGCACCUCGGCACAAGGCGAUCGCAUGCGGAAGCUCGAAAAGGUUUUUCUUCGCGGCGAAUUUGGAUUCAAAAGAUUCAGCAAUACGCAACACCCCGACGGAUUCCCUUCAUUGCGGUUUGCCAUGGAUGACGACGUUGACUACCUGCAUUUCGAAGAUGACAUGAACAGGGAUGAUGCAAUCAACAAGAACUUUGAUCCGACAGUACCAUCGAGGCUGCUUGACGAGUUUGAAGAAUUUCAACUCAUUGCCAGGGGUGGCUAUGGGGUAGUUUACAAAGCAAGAAAUAUAACGGACCAGUGUGAUUAUGCCAUCAAACUUAUUUACCAUGGAUUGAUUGAAGAAGCACUCAAAGAAGUUCGAGUGCAUGCUCAACUAAAUCACCUCAAUAUCGUCAACUACAAGACGUGCUGGGUAGAGCCAUGUGACUUGAUGCUCCGCAAACUCAUUGACAGGAAUCAACCUUUUAAAUCGCGAGACGACUUCAAAUUUUUAAACCAACAACUUCUUGGAUUCUUUCGUUGGCGAACUGACGAGCAGGCACUUUGCGUGAUGUCUGCAUCAGGCUCCAGCCAAAGCCGUGUUAGCUGCAGCUCAGGAGAAAUUGUAUCGAGCUCGGUCCCUUCCGUGUCGGAACAUUCAUCCUAUUAUUAUCAAAUGGCUGCUGAAAGGAGUGAUAGCUGCGUCUUAUUUGAGGAUAGCAAAACUCUGGUUCCGGAAAGAUAUGGAAGAUGGCAAAAUCCGAAGAAAAAUACGCUUGUCAUCCAAAUGGAGUUUUGUGGGAAAACAAUGAGGGAGUGGCUGGACAUCCCACGUCCGUCCGACAUAAGUCGGAAAUUAUGGUUCACCUACAGACGGCUGAGAGUGCUUUUGAUGUUUUGGGAAAUAAUGAAUGGCAUUGAACACAUUCACUUAAAAGGGAUUGUUCAUCAUGACAUUAAGCCUGGAAACAUUUUUGUGGUUGAUGGUUCGGUCAUUAAAAUUGGAGAUUUUGGCCUGUCUUGUCAGACAAAAAGCGGAAUUGACGUAAUUCAUCAUGACUUUGGCACCGAGUCGUAUGCAGCUCCUGAACAAUUCAACGGUGGCCUUUGCUCAACGAAGUGUGAUAUAUACAGUGCUGGACUUAUUCUGCUGGAAAUGUUUUUCUCUCCAUUUGACACUGUCUCCGAGCGGCAUGACGUUUUAAAGAAUUUAAAACAGCAUGGAAAGAUUCCUGAUUUGAUCUCAACUGACCUUUGCCAACUCAUCAGGGUAAUGACAAACACUCAACCAGCCAGUCGACCUACUGCGUCUGAAGUGAAGGAUUCACUUGUAUCUCUUAUGAUUCCCAUUGCAGAGGAAAUGUACUCAGAACUGAUGAAAGCGCUAACCACGUCAAUUGUUCGCAAGCUGUACCUUCGUGACAAGGGGUUGCAAGUUGCUCCUGCCUCUGCCUCUGCUGCUUUCAUGCUUGACAUUUUGGACGACUUAUCGGCGAUUGGCUUUAUUCAGCCAAGUCAAUAUGAAGAUGUGCAGAGGAACCUCGACAGCAAUGCAAACAACCAACUGAGAAAUGAGUCGGAAUUAAUGAGGCAAAAAGAACUCAAAGUGAAGGUAAUGCUGCAAAAUAAGCUGCGAUUUUCACGAGUUGCUGGUACUUAAUAAGGAAUUUCUUUGCUUGAGCAAUCUUUACUUUUGUAUAAUAGUAUUCUUUCUCUGCAAUAUUUAUGCUACGAUAUGUCCAAAUUUUUAAUGGUCGAACAAAUCACGUUAAAUUUUCUAUCACAAACUUAAUGUAAUGUUUAGAAAAAUUUGUCUUGUGGCAAAAUUUUUUCCAAAGUAUAGUGCUCUUGUGGAGCUGAGGUGAGCCGCUGAAUUAAUGGUUGUCAGUGUACUUUUUGUUAUUUUAUUUCUCGAAUUACGAACUUCCAAAUGUGAGCAAAAUCUUUUUGAUUAAUGAGAUUAAUGAAAUUUCUUUGAAAAAUAAUAUUUCUAUGGUAUAAAAUAAAUAAUGUUUUAAACUAAAUAAAAAUUUUCCUUAA